Phaedon cochleariae (mustard beetle) is the source of this 627-nucleotide messenger RNA. Lineage: Eukaryota; Metazoa; Arthropoda; Insecta; Coleoptera; Chrysomelidae. The record is from the annotation of a GenBank genome assembly.
AUGAUGAUGAUGUCUAUAUUUACCAAUCCUGCCACUCCUGGCAACAAACACUCCUGCCACCUGCCUCUCCACCAAUCAGACUCACCUGGUACCUACCACCCCUGCCAUCAGACCCACCUGCUACCUGCCACUCCUGACAACAAAUACUCCUGCCACCUGCCUCUCAACCAAUCAGACUCACUUGCUACCUACCACCCCUGCCACCGAACACUCCUGCCAUCAGACCCGCCUACUACCUGCUACCUGCCACUCCUGACACCUGUCACUCCUGAAAUCUGCCACUUGUACCACCUGCCAGUCCUGCCACUUGCCACUCCUGCAACCUGCCACUUCUGCCACCUGCCACUCCUGUCACCUGCCACCCCUGCUACCUACCACACCUGCUACCUUUCACACCUGCUUCCUGUCACUACUGCUGUCAGUCGCACCUGCUAUCUAUCACUCCUGACAUCUAGCAUUUCUGCUCACGCUCACUCCUCUUAUCGCCACUAUCCAAAACCCACAAAUUUUUUCAUGAAUACUUUAAUAAUAAAGUUUCCUACAGGUAGAUAUUUUUCCGACUUUAUGACGGAUCGUGGACACUUUAUAUUGGCUACUCCCGAGGAUACCCUCGAGGCUACUCCUUGA